This is a messenger RNA of Lepisosteus oculatus (spotted gar), 2004 nucleotides long. It is a transcript of the gene mfap3l, whose product is annotated as microfibril associated protein 3 like. The record is from RefSeq and is a predicted model, not a curated record. Lineage: Eukaryota; Metazoa; Chordata; Actinopteri; Semionotiformes; Lepisosteidae.
GACGUGUGCGAGAGAGGGCUGAGUGCGGGAUGGACUGGGGUUCCUAAAUGUUUUAAACCGAGUGGGGUUUUUUCUCCCCCUCUCUCUCUCUCGCCUCACUUUGUUCUCAGAUUGAUUUUAGGGUUAUCGAGCACAGACUCGGUUCUUCCGUUUGCGGUAAAACGGGACAGACGUUUCGACGAUGGUUUCGCCAACGGGCAAGAUCGCCAGACUGAGUUCUGGCGUGGCGUCGCACAGAUAAUUCUCUUCCGAGGGUGACAUGGUGACACAUGUGAAUUGACAUCUGCUGGCAAGCGGGCUUGGGGGGACGGGCGCACCGGAGAGGAACAUGGACGGACGGAAGAGAUACGCGCUCCUGGCGCUCGUGUCCGCCGUCGCCUUGAAAGCGGCCCUGGCGGCGACUCCUGCUCCCCGCGGCGUCGGCGGCGCGCACAACCAGACUGUGUCGGGGACGGGCUCUGUCCCCUUCCUGCUCUCCACGAUUAGCCAGAUCAUCGCCAGGGAAGGAAACAGCGUCCUCAUAGACUGCAAUGCAACCGGAGACCCCCUCCCACGUUUUCAGUGGUACAACUCCAAUGGCAACUUGUUGGACACGGAAGCGAGCGGUGGAAAGUGGUGGAUUUUGGACAGCGGUGUUCUGAACAUCACUAGCAUCACGUUUGCAGACCGUGGGAAGUACACCUGCAUGGCUUCCAACAUCCACGGCAGUGUGAACUAUACCGUGACCCUGAGGGUGGUGUUCACCAACGGGGACAUGGGCGUGUAUUACAUGAUCGUAUGCCUGGUGGCCUUCACCAUCGUCAUGAUCCUGAACAUCACCCGGCUCUGCAUGAUGAGCAGCCACCUGAAGAAGACGGAGAAGGCCAUCAACGAUUUCUUCAGGACGGAGGGCGCCGAGAAGCUGCAGAAGGCCUUCGAGAUCGCCAAGCGCAUCCCCAUCAUCACCUCGGCCAAAACGCUGGAGCUGGCCAAGGUCACCCAGUUCAAGACCAUGGAGUUCGCCCGCUACAUCGAGGAGCUGGCCCGCAGCGUGCCGCUGCCGCCGCUCAUCAUGACCUGCCGGACCUUCAUGGAGGAGAUCCUGGAGGUGGUGGGGGUGGAGGAGCAGAGGCACACCUUCGUCCAGCAGGCCCCCGAGGGCUCUGAGGCGGGGGGGGGCGGCAGCGGCGGCGGCGACGGUUCGGGGGGCGAGGCGGACGUCUACACCAUCCCCAGCAGCCUGCUGCGGCGCGAGUCUGCCGCCGCCGCCGCUGCCGCCGACUCCGACGACGGCUCCCUGCAAGAGCAGCCGCGGCACAUCGCCAUCGAAGUGUCGGUGCACCCGCUGUCAAGCCAGGACGCGGCGUACGAGAUCCCGGCCGACACCGAACUGCCACCGGAGCCAGCGGAGUCGCCCGAACCCCAGCCGAGCACCCAGGACGACGGGAGCGAGCUCUCCGAGGAGGAGAAAGACAAUCCGAGUCCAGUGAUAUACGAAAGCCAUGUCUAACGUUGAAAUCGAAUAGUAAUUUCCUAUGCAUUUCCAAAAAAUGCAAUGCAAGUUAGCAACUGUUUUCAGUUUGUUUUUUCCAGGCCAGAGGGCUUGGGAAAAAGCACUACUCCAAUUAGAACUAUUCCCCUGCCGCUACGCCUUACAUGAUAAAUAUUCUAUUUAAAACACAAAAGUGUCUAGAAAGUAUAUUUAUUUUUCUGUUUGCUGACUUUAAACCAAUUUCUUGCCUCCGUUUCUUGUCCCUUUUGCUUUUUUGCUUCCUUUUAGCUGCUAUCACACGUUUAGAGAGCUUCCUCUCGCGUUUCCUGGGAUAGGAGAUGGGGGACACAAAAAGUGUUUUUGCAGACCUAAACAAUCCUUUUCUCCUUGUAUUGCAUUAAUGUGAGUCAGGGGUGACAUUCCGGAUUAUUCCGCUGAAUUAACGCCCAGGAGGCAGCUCUUUCAUAGCCAAGUAAAGUUUAUUUGUUGUUACCAAGUUAAUUUUGAAAUAAAGCAUAGUGCUUUAGUUCACA